GUUCGGCGGCGCUAGCAGACUGCCGCUGGUCACCUUUCACCAGCGAAGUAGGGAGAAUUUUUUUAGGGGGGCUAUUUAAAGAAAACACUGUACCCAGCUCGUCAAAGAACUGAAGUACUCCUUCGUACGGCGGACAGAGGGAGACUGUAGUGACCCGCUAAGUUUGUCAGAGACGGAAGAUGCGGGGAAAUGAUAUCGUGCGCGCGGAAGUUUGUGUUUACUUACGCCGCGGUAGCUAGCGUGUUGGCCCUGUUAGCCUGUUAGCGAGAAAGGUGCGCUGUGUCUGGACGGGUUAAUAGCAACACUUACAAGUCAGCCCAGCUACGUUAAACAGUAGAAACAUACUGUAUAUAUCCUGAAGCUAACAACGAGCUGGUGGCAGAUGCUGGGGAUUGCUCAAACUCUUGAAACAUCGGUGCGGGCCACGAGCCGUGAACUCUGCGUGCGCGUGUCAACACGCAGGCAGAAGUUAUUUACAAAGAGGGCACUUUAAGCCCUAAUCUCAAACGUAUAGACCUGCAAAACGUGAUUUAAAUAUUAACUGCCGCCCUCAGUGCGGUUACGAAUGACAUAUCAGGCUUGCGUCCGUGUGCGUGCAAAUCAUCCUCCUCAUCGGACCUAGUACAUCGUCCUCGUCCGCAAUGUUUAGCCAGUGAGACCUGUAAAAGCGAUCUGGAGCCCGUUAGCCAUGGGGGGAUGUAUGGGCAGAUACUUAGAAGGCUGGGAAGACUCGCAGAGUCGGGGCUCCUCCAGGAACGGUGGACGAGGAGGGCGUAACGAGCCUCUGAAAAAAGAUCGUCCCAAGUGGAAGAGUGACUACCCGAUGACAGAGGGCCAGCUACGGAGCAAGCGGGAUGAAUUUUGGGACACGGCGCCGGCCUUCGAGGGCCGCAAGGAAAUCUGGGAUGCUCUGAAAGCAGCCGCUGUGGCCUUGGAGUGUAACGACCAUGAAUUAGCUCAGGCUAUAGUGGAUGGAGCCAGCAUCACACUGCCACACGGUACCCUGACAGAGUGUUACGAUGAACUUGGGAACCGCUACCAGCUGCCCGUCUACUGCCUGGCACCACCCAUCAACCUCAUCUCAGAGCGUAGUGACGAGGACCCCAGCGACAGCCCUGAACCCCCAGCAGCAUCCAAGAAGGAAUUCCAGCUCAAGGUGAGGCUGUCCACAGGAAAGGACUUGCGUCUCAGCGUCAGCAUGGUUGACACCAUAGGCCAGCUGAAGAAGCAACUGCAAGUCCAGGAAGACAUCGACGCCGUGCACCAGCGCUGGUUCUUCUCCGGGAAGCUGCUCACGGACAAGACGCGGCUGCAAGACACUAAGAUCCAGAAGGACUUUGUGAUCCAGGUCAUCGUCAACCCACAGGCACUCCAAGCCCCCAAACCAUCACCGCCGACAACCACCGCCUCCUCACCUGUGCCCGAGUGACCGAGGACCGUCAGAGGAGCGAUGCAGUCUGUGAUGGACCAGAGGUGCCUCCCAAUGCUGGAUAACUUAUUCUUCUUGACAAAAGCUACUGUUACCGAAAGAGAAAUAAACUGUGAGGGUGAAACAAACAAAAACAGACAAAGAAGAAACUGAAAAGUGCUGCUUUUUUUUUCUCCUUUUUUCUAAAUGUCCCUGUGUGUGCACGUGUGUGUUUUUUGGGGGGGAUCUGCUGAGUCGUUCCAGUCAUCACACUAACCAGAGAUGCCUGUCAUCGUUGCAUAUUAAAGCAGAGCUCCUCGCGCUGGUGUGCAAGCCUUUUCUCAGUGCACAGAACGUGCACAUCAGAGCUGCACAUGCAGACUCUGCCUUUGCCCUUUAGCCUGCUAACACAGUGCCAACAGAGGAACUGCAGAGGCGUUGGUUCUAGAGCGUAUUUCUGCUAUGACACCUAUAAACUCGGCACUGUUGCUCUCUUUGUCCUCCACAGAAACAGGAAAGGAAAGCAGGAAAAAAGAAACGUGCUGAAUAUUCUUCUUUUUUUUCCUUUCCCUUACUGAGGAAAUAAAGUCAACUGGGCUUUUUUGCACAUUUAAAGAUUAGUACUAUACUUUUGUGGUAGUUUGUGUGCCUUCUACAAGACAAAAAGGGGGGUGGGUAAUCACCUGCAAUUUUACUGUUGGGCUAAUAUAUCUUUUUUUUUUCUUUUCUUUUUUUUUAGAUUCAGGAACUUUUAGAUGGACCUAAGCUAUAAGUGUUGCCUUUAUUUCUUUUAAAAGAUCUCUUGUGGACAGAAGAGAAUGGUUGUGUAUGUGUGUGGGUGUGUGUGUAUGGAGGGGGUGUGCGACAAGAUUACGAAGCUGACCCAUACGAUGCAUUGAGAGUUGAGACUGGACUAAAAGUCAUAGCUUAAGUGAUUAAUGUCAUUGAUUUAAGGGGAAGCGGAAUUCCCUUGCAAAAAGUGUCGUCUUAACCGCUGCGUUGCUGACUGCGCAGUGACGCCAUGACCAGCAGGAGGGAGCAGCACAGGCCUUAUUAAAUUUGAUCAGAUCAGUUGUUUAUGGUCACUUGUUUUGUUUUGUUUUUCCCCUUCCACCACCGGAUGAAUGUAAAUCCAGCUUUUUUUGCUCUCGAUGUGGUCUGGUAAUGUUGAACAAAAAAAAAAAAAAAGGAGGGGAAAAAGGCAUUUUCUCUUCACCAGCAGGUAUGAUACGGAGCGGCGAGUGAAAACAAAAAGCUCAAGCUGAUUUCUUUUUCUUUUUUUUCUCUCCCUUCAGUAAAACUGGCCAUACUGGUGAUCCCCUACAUAUCAUGACUGUUGCUUACAAGCACACCCCAGGGAUUUCCACAUGAUGUCCAGUUUGCUUCUCAUGUAAAAGCAGUUGUUUAAGGCCUUCUGUGUGGCAGGAAGGCCCCACGGAGUGAUUUUAAAAAAAGGUGGAUUUGGGAACUAAUUUUGCAUAUAGCAAACUCAGCGUAUGGCAGUAGGCGAGGUAUGGUCUUAAGCAGGCAGGGAAAGGGAAAUGCAGCAUGCUGCUUUAUGGGAUUUUUUUUUUAGGGGGGUACGAAUACUGCUGGAGUUCUCCUUCAACAAGUUUUAAUUUAAUCAUAUUUUCACAGAUCUGACUGGAGAGCUAAAAAUAAAACCAACCAAAAUCUGUGCUUCAAGGCGCGAAUGUUUUUUUUUCUGUGGUGGCUUUCCUGUAAGCUGGUGUCGAUUCAGAGAACAAGGAGAGGUUUUUUCGAGCUUGUUUGUCUGUCUUAGUUUCACACUGAGCGGUGAGCACGCACUGCCUGUUUUCUUUACAUCAUAGCACAUCUGUUAGUGUUCAUGCCCCGACUCUAACCGGCUCUUGAAGAGCAACAAUAAUUGUUUGGAGGGAAGAGAGCCAUCAGGUUUGUCGCCAGCCGCAGCGGUCACCAGAGGAAGCAAACGAGUGAGAUGUGAUAUCUGUACGUAAAUCUGCAGACGAGCUGCAAGAUCUUUGGCAGUGGAACAUUUUCACUUUUUAUUUAUAGCUGCUAGCAGUCCGCAGUUCACUCAACUUUGCUCACCUUAAGCAGCCUUUCUUUGUAUGUACGCGUGGAGAGCAUUAGCUAUCAUCUGGGAACUUUUUAAAUUUAACAGUAUUCAUAAGUGAUGACCAGUGCACAAAAUAAGCUUGGCUGAUGCUGGAAUUCCUGAAAAAUUGGAUGUUGUCACCAGAGGCUGGACUCCCAGAUUGAUGAGCUACAAACAAAACAGCCCCACAUUCAUCCCCCUCAUGCUGGACCAUCUGAAUCCACUUUAAAUCUCUGUGGCUGUGUUCACACUGGAGCUCAGUGAAGAUGAUUUUGCCUGAAUAAUAGCCAUGGAUCACUCGGUGUGAAAAACACAGUGCUUUAUUAUCACAAUCACCCUUUCUUGUAUUUGCAAUCAGAGAUAUGAGACUGCUUUCCUGAGCAGUGUGUUUGCACAAGAGUCUGUUUGUAUGGGAGGAAAAAUAAAAGCCAUAAUCCUGAUCAUGACAUUUAUGUCACUGCGUAGCACACCCCAGCUGUUUUUCUUUUCUUUUUUCUUUUCUUCAGUGACUCAUUUCAAACUCAAAGUGCAUUUAAGCUAUUUUUAUUUUUCAAACUUCAAUUUUCUGUUGUCCUGUUUCUGCACACAAAGGAGGAAAGCCAAAGAUACAAGAGCACUCUGUGCAUCAGUUCCAGGUCACGUUGCAGAAUAACGCAUCAGCUGUCACAAACGUCCACAGCUGGACGAGCUUUGUUUUCAUUCUCCGCUCCUGUCGCACAAAUAUCCUGCAUCAUCAGCAUCGUGGAGGUAAUAAAACUGACCUGAGCCACAGCAGCAGUUCACCACAUCAAGAUGAUGUUCCUUCUCUUUUUGUCUAGCCACUUUUCAGCCUUGUGGUUCAUUAACUUGUGUGUGUUUUAAGGAUGGUUUUUCUUUCCUCCUUCACCUUUUACCUGUGGUUCCUAAAGGGAUAUGUUUUGUAACUAUCGUAUGCAAACUUGAACAAGCGUUUGUCUCUGUAUGUGCAAUACAAUAGACAUAGACCUCAUCAGUUUCGUGUCUGAUUUCUGCUUUUUGCUGAUAUCCAACAGCACCAGCCAUGAGUAUUGUCAAAAGGUACAAUCUGCAGUGCUGCAAUCACCUGUGUUUGUGUUGUCUCUUUAAAAUGUGUUGCUAGCUGUCGCCUUGACCGUCCCGUCCCCACGGGCUCUUAAUAUUUCUAGAGUAAAUAUCUAAAGAUUAAAAUUUGCCCCCACAGUUUCAUUUUAGUGUCCAUUUAGCAUUCUGCGGUGCUCAUCUCGGCCGUUAAGGUUAGUGUCGUCGGACUUGAGGGUGCUCUGCUGACAGUUUUAAUUAUGGCAUCACCUGUUAUGCCAUUCUUGCUGAAGUAAGCUUGUUUGCUUGCUCCGUAUCUUCAAUUUGUCCUCUUUAUUAAUGUCUUUGAGACUUUGAGCACCGACCAUUGUCCGACAUUAAAGGGACCACAUGUUAUUACACUGUAAAGUGCUUUAAGGUGCCCUCAGAGAACUGCAAACAGGACCCCUGAUCCACAGUAUACAAACUACUAAAGCCAAUCCCCCUCCCAUUAGCGGUUCAACAUGCCAAUUAAAGGCAAAGUAUAAAUAUCUGUGUGGUUGCAUCAUAGGAGUGUGCUUCAAAGCACAGCCAGACAUUUAGUUAUUGCAUUAUUUAGCCCCCUAAACCUAGAACCCUAGUCACAACCUUGGUUAUUUUUAUUAAUUGUCUUUGUUAAACCAGGCUCUGUGCACAUUCACCAUAUCAUAUAAAAUAUGGACAUGGCUUAUAGGACUGAAAACUGAAGCCUACACUUAAGUGCCUUAAACCGGUAUUGUUUUUAACGGCCACCAGGGGGCGACGUCUGUGGUUGCAUAAAAAGAUUUCUCAUCCUAUAGUCGUCAAUGGGAAACCGUUCCUUGUCCAGGUUAAAGGGGAGCCUAAAAACACUGGCUUACCUCGCUAACACAUUAAUCUUGCGCCGUAGCACACCCCUGUUGGGUUACUCUGGAAAUUCUCUUGUUAUCAGUCUUUCUGAUAUGCUGUUGCACAUAUAGGUCAGACAGAAUUAAAGACAGGUUUGUGUUUUGCGUUGUUGCUCUACUCACUGCUCUGCAGCUUUGUGAACUAACCCAGAGAAAAAUGUUACCACUCGCAAUAGUCUUUUCUUUGUCUCAUUAGAUACAAGUUACUGAAAUCUGCUCCCAUAAGGAGAUAACUUAUCCUCGCAACCUUAGAAUAAGAGGAAAGAUGAGAUAAAAUUCCAAUUCUGAGGCGUGAGAUUAAGCACUAAUACAUGUUUGUCAGUCGAGUUGUGUUUUGGAGCUCACUUUUAAAGUAACAGCGGGUAAUUCAAGAUAAAGAUGACUUAAGAUAGUCUGUGAAGAUGCAUCAGCACAAGCAACAUGUGUGUUUAUUUAGCCCCCCCCCCCUUCUGUCCUGAACCACUUCACCUCCUUUAGUUUGAGUUGAGUCCAGUGACUCAUCUUUUUCAGCGAAAUGUAAUCACAGUUUACGAGAAGUCAAGCACUCAAAAAUGUGAUAAAGUAGUGCUUAAAUCAACUUUAUGAUAUUUUUGAGCAUCUGGAGAUGUUUUUAAAUGGGAGGUGAGGAUGAGGUGAGGUGAUUCUCAACUGCAGACUGUAUAAAAAACAUGGACAUAGUUUUCAGGUCUUAACAGUGACAAUGUGAACGUGCCUUAAACCUGCAUUUUCUUAUAUGUCCAGCAGGGGGCUGCUACUGUCAGUGUAGCAGAAAUCCAGCUGCAUAGAAUCUUUGCAAGAAAAUUCCCCCUACUUCUCCCAUGAUCUACAAUCUCGCUAAACAUGUUCCUGGUGAACUUUAUGGGCUCAGUCACUAGUUUCAAGUCUACAUUCAUACAGUCUGAUGUUCAUUUUGUAAGUUGUGUUUAUUAAGAGUCAAAUUCAUGUUUAUGUUUAUUACGCUUCACCUCUAGUUUUAAACACGAAAAUCCUUGAUGGUCAUAACUUAGGGGUGACGUCACUGCGGCUACGUCCAGCUUUUAUAUACAGUCUGUGUUCUCAUCAGAUACAGUUUAGCCUCUUUCGUCAUUUGCUGAGCACUCUCAAUGUGUCGAACUUCAGUCGAGCAAUGCAAAUGGACACUGAUCACACACACUCAGUACUGGUCUCAAACUCCUUGGAAUAGUGCUGCGUAUCUGCAAACAUGUAAGACUUGACUGAAAUAAAUAUGUGACAGCAGGGACAUAUGUUCAUGAUACCCAGGAAUUAAAUUCCAUGUAAAGCUGGUUAUAAAAGCCAUAACAAGCUAGAGAUAUUUAUUAAAAUUCUUUUUUUUUUGUUUUGUUUUUUUGUGGCUAUUAACACUCCACACAUUACUAUUAAAAAACUUUAAUUAUUCUGGCACAAGAGCAGCCAUAUGUAAAGCACUCAAAAAAGGAAAUGGAAAAAAGAAAAAUAGAGAGAUCCUAAUACAUAUUUUUGAAAUUGUCCACACCAUCCAAGUGCACAGAAAAAAACAAGCGUCUUUUAAUGAAUAUGUCUUGAAUGACAUCUGCAAAAUAAUUAUACCUUUGUUGGGUUCAUUUUUGUGCUGACUUCUUUUUAAAACAUGAUUUUAAAAGGUUGAAUAAAAUCAAACUAUUAUACAAA
This is a messenger RNA of Neolamprologus brichardi, 7075 nucleotides long. RefSeq names its product ubiquitin domain containing 1b (gene ubtd1b). The record is from RefSeq and is a predicted model, not a curated record. NCBI's taxonomy places the organism in Eukaryota, Metazoa, Chordata, Actinopteri, Cichliformes, Cichlidae. Gene Ontology annotation, molecular function: protein binding.